Molecule: messenger RNA, 1914 nt
Organism: Serendipita indica DSM 11827
Lineage: Eukaryota; Fungi; Basidiomycota; Agaricomycetes; Sebacinales; Serendipitaceae
Source: the annotation of a GenBank genome assembly
AUGACGAGUUCUCCGCCAGAUAUUUCUUCGCUCACGCUUGCUCCCCAGCGCACACGUCCUCAACACGAUGCUUACGAUCCAUCCGUCUAUCCUGAAAACAGUCGCUACCAGCACUUCCAGACGUCCCCGGCCGUCGUGCCCUCUCCUGGCCAACGAAGAGCACUUCCAUCUGCGUGGCUCAACGAGCAGCAAGACAAUGGGACAAGUCUCCCUCCAGAUGGACGUUCGAUGUCUCCUCCUCAGACGAGCGACAUCAGCUCUGGCGGUAGCCCGCCCUCGACAAACCAGCAGACGCUCGGUGGUGUGCAGUCAGCGGGUGCAGAAGACGAUAUUAUUCCAACUGCUAUAGUCAUCAAGAACAUUCCGUUCAACGUCAAGCGAGAGACUUUGCUGGACAUUAUCUCCUCGCUCUCCAUUCCCACCCCAUAUGCAUUCAACUACCACCUCGACCCAGCUGGCCAAUUCCGUGGGCUGGCUUUUGCAAAUUUCCGAGUCGCGGCUGAUGCAGACGCCGUGGUGGCUGCACUCAACGGAUUCGAUGUCCAGGGUCGCAAGCUUCGCGUCGAAUACAAAAAAGUGCUUCAGGCCGGUGAGAAGGAGCGCAUCGAACGCGAAAAGGCGCUUCGCCGCAUGCAUUCUAUGAAGCUCGAAAAAGAGCGCCAUGAGCAGGCCCAACAGCAGCAGAUGAUGAACAGUGGAAUGGGCGGUCCCAUACCAGGAUACGACGAGGGAUAUUCUCCCUUGGGAGGCCCACCUAUCCUUACGUCUCAACGUUCCUAUGGUGGUGGGAUGGCAAUUCAGAAUCCUAAUCCGUUUGCUAUGCCUCCUAUGCCUGUCGCUCAGCCGUAUAUCCCUCCUCAGUCGGUCUCACCUGUUCAACCCGCACCAAUGGUUACGUCCCACUCGAGCACGGGAAUGCACAGUAAAGUCCCCGCGACUUCGGCAGAACUGGACAUGAACGACCCCGCUACGCUCGAGAUUUACUCGCGCGUGCUGCUCUUCAAGGACGACCACAUGCGCGAUGAACUUGCCUUUGCUCGUUCGCUUUCUCCAAAGCAGCGUCGCAUCGUUCACUUGGUCGCGCAAAAGCUGGGCGUGUACCACUAUAGCAUUGGCGAGGGAGACGAACGCUAUGCAGUUGUCACGCGCAGAGAGCCAGAUCGCUCUGGAAGCAGCAAUGCUGCAAAUUCCGGAAAUGUGGGAUCGCUAGAGAAUGGAAGAAAGACGCCGAAUGCGGCAGAGUCUAGCGGCCGUAGCGGACCUGUGCGCCAUCACUCUUCUCAGGCGCUCAACCGAUCCUUCCUCGUGUCUUCGACGUCUUCCGCAAACGCGGGUGGUUCCCUGUUCAACAAUGCGCCAAGCUCGUAUAAUCAGCCGGCUUCCAGUGGCAAUUCGCCCACGGCUACUACACCAGGUGGUGGCCUUCGCUCCAAAAAGUCGAUGCCAGAUAUGAAGACGUCGAUUUAUACGCCGACGCCGCGUCUCACGACGCGUACUUCGAGUGGCAAUAUGCGUGAAGGUGGCGCGUCUAGCUUUUCCAAUUAUGCAGCCCUCCGUCGCCAGACCUCAGGCCACCUCCCUGGUCUCAACCAGCUCUUUGGGGCUCAUCUCACUGGAGGCAAUAUUCGUGCAAGUGUCUCUGGCGCUAUUGGAGACCGCCCCAUGGCAGGGCUCAACGGACAUGCUACGGAUGGUAUCCCUCCGGUUCCUUCCCUGCCAAGCACUCCCGAAGGCGGAGUCUCCAACUCGACGUCGAGCACGACGCCAGGAGGUGUGAUGAGACAGCCACGAGGCCCCGGUACCGCGAGCGGUGGCAACUUUGCAAGGCGGAGGGAGAGUGCUAUUGGACCUUUGGAGAGGAUCCCUUCGAGCAACGGGCUAGAUGCUCGUACUCACGAACCCUUGGAGAUCUGA